AUGGAACAUAAAGUUAGGCAAGUAGAAAAAAUAAAGUGCCUUGAAAAAGCAUUACUUUUAUUAAAGUAUAAAAAAGAAAUACUUAGCUACUCUUCUAGUAGAUCACUUUCUGAUGAAUUUGGUGAAAAAUUUAAUUUAAUGAUUGAAUUUGAAAUACCUACAGAUUUGGCAACUGAAACUGAAGCAACUUUUGUUACUAGUAUUGAUUCUAAUUACUCAAAAACAUCAACUACUCCUGCAAAAAAAAAUCCUGAAGUGCCUACCUCUACAUCCACUUCUACUUCCACUACUACUACAGAAUCAUCUCUGAUUUCUGGAAAGACUAAAGAAAAAGAAAAACCAAAAAAUGAUGUAAAACAACAAACUAAGGAUACCACAUCUGUUCCAUCUGGAAAUAGAUGCGUUGAAGUAAAAGUUUACCUUAGAUCAUAUCUUGAAAAUAACAGAAAUGAUGGUGUUCUUGAAAGAUAUGAUAUAGAAUUAAAUCCUUACAAAGAUACCUUAAAAGAUAUAAUUAAAGUACUUUUACCAAAAAAAGAUCCAUUACAAGUAAUGAGAGAUGGUGUCUAUUUCACCAGAAAUGAUUUUGAUGCUGGUAUAGAUUACAAUAAAGAACAGAAAUGGUUAUGUUGUUUCCCUUAUGAAAUGUACAUACCUCUAGUUAGGAUAUAUAGUUCAAUAGUAGAAAAAGAAUUCAAAAUGUCAUUUGUUAUUGAUGAUAUAAAAAAAGUAUAA
Messenger RNA from Strongyloides ratti, 735 nucleotides. RefSeq lists its product as hypothetical. The record is from RefSeq and is a predicted model, not a curated record. The transcript is spliced from 2 exons. The coding region runs from base 1 to 735 and encodes 244 amino acids. NCBI's taxonomy places the organism in Eukaryota, Metazoa, Nematoda, Chromadorea, Rhabditida, Strongyloididae.